AAAAAGUAUAACAACUCUCUGACAUUUUAAUAAUUUGAAUUAUUGGAGAACGUAUUACAUAGUCCAUCGUCCUUGCGAAUAUCGUUAUAAAUUCGUGCAGUUGUCAUUUGCAGUUUCCUAUAUUCCUCAUAUUCUGUUUGCAAAUUGCACAUAAACGAUGGCGCAAGUUGAAGAUAUCAGCAGGUAUCUGUCCGAUGAUACCGUAUUCAAUAAAAUAAGUAAACAAUUUAUAAGUAUACAACCUGAUGACAUGAAGCGUAAUAAUCCGCUCUUGAACUCGAUUUUUGAGAAAUUAAUAGAUGUUAUGCGAUCGCAAAGUCCGCUGUUUGCUAAAACAUUUCAAAGAAUUAUAUGGGCUGGAAGUUAUUACAAAAAUACUCGAUUUGGACAACCGGAGGAAUAUGAUUUGAAUUUUGUAAUCAAUUUGCCCUACAAAGAAAAAGAUCUAAAGUUUAUUAGCACAGAUCGACCUGGUUUCAUUAAAAUACGCAUUGCUGGAAGAGACGAAAACUCACAGAAUACUUUAAAUAUAGAUUCGAAAGCAUAUAAAGAAUUAAAUUCCUUCAUCGAUGAUCAAUCGUAUCUGAACCAAGAAAAAUUCAGUACAUGGAUGGAAGGAAUUUUUAGUAAAGUGAUCAACGCUACUGAUACUAAUAGAAACAGAAUUAUAUUGGGUGAUCAUCCGCCAAUAAGGCUAAAAAAGACGGGACCAGCAUUUACAUUAAUAUUCAAACCUUCUUAUUCUGAAAGAGACAUCGACAUCGAUGUAGUUCCUGUUUUAGUUUUUUCGACUCAAACUUUGCCACCAAUAAAAUCUUCAAGAAAGGAUCUAUUACAAUCUUAUUUAGGUAGAUGUUGGUCUGCAGUUCCAAAACCAUUAAAAAAUAGUAAAGGUAUUUUUGCUGAUCUACGACAUCGCUAUUGGCGAUUGUGUUUUUACGAGUUUGAAAAAAACAUGAUUUCUAGCCAUGAUUAUGGGCGUAUGAAGCCUGUAAUACGACAAUUGAAGAAACUUAGGGAUACUCAAGGAUGGAAGAGCAUCGCAAGUUAUUAUCUCGAAACAUUGUGUUACCAUGAAAAAGAAAUAUUUUAUAUUUCUAAUAGAAAUUCAUAUACUUUCUUAUUCUUCACGAUGUUAGAAAAGCUUCGCGAUGCUUUCCGCAAUAAAGAGAUAAGGUACUAUUGGGAUGACGAUCUUAAUUUGUUGGACAAUAUCGGACCUGAGGAAAUGAGGAAUAUGAAAGGCAGAUUAGAUAAUGUUUUAAAAAGUAUUAGGAAGGACAUACAAAAUGAUGGUUAUGCGAUAGCUAAAUGGGUUUUAAAUAUUGACGAAUUAAACAGGAUUAAAAGGAUUGAUAAAUAUGUAACUAUACCGACACCGGAACCCGAACCUGAAAAUUCAAGUCAACGGAAUUGCAUGAUCUUUUGACCAAUCAAGGAAGAAAUCAGCAAUAUUGCUGACGCAGCGUAUCAUAGCAAGACAGUCUGCCUCAGCUGUAUGAUGAUCUU
This is a messenger RNA of Mycetomoellerius zeteki, 1509 nucleotides long. It is a transcript of the gene cGlr1, whose product is annotated as cGAS-like receptor 1. Lineage: Eukaryota; Metazoa; Arthropoda; Insecta; Hymenoptera; Formicidae. The transcript is spliced from 11 exons. The record is from RefSeq and is a predicted model, not a curated record. The coding region runs from base 158 to 1429 and encodes 423 amino acids.